AUGUCCCUGGCGCGCUCAGCCAGUGGCCCAGGCGGUCUCACAAUCAACACUGGCGCUGCAAACUCCCUCACACGCGCUACUGCUACAAACCACAAAUAUUUGCUACUCACCGACCUCGCCCAACGUUGCGCGCCUCACAAAACAUCUCCAUCGGCUAACGAGUUGGCUGUUUCUUUGCCGUCAUCAUCUAGCGCACCUAUAUCCCAACCUCAAUCGACCAGCGGUCUUUUCGCAUCGACAGCCACAAACACAAACUCGAGCUCCGCGACCGCGACCGGCGCCAUGGGGCUCUUUGGCACGGCGGCAGCGCAGCCAAAGGCGGGCGGCCUGUUUGGGGCAUCAACAACCACACAAGCACCGGCGGGCGGCGGGCUCUUUGGCGCCGUCAGCACGACAGCGGCCCAGCCGCAGCAAGGACAGACAACGCCAGCCUCGGGCAGUAUCUUUGGUGCUGCGCAGUCGCAGCCAAAGCCUGCUGGGGGUCUGUUUGGAGCACCGGCUGCGCAACCCACAAACACAUCAGCUGCAAGCGUCUUUGGCGGUGGUGCUGCGGCGACGCAGCAGCCUGCUCAAGCAAGUUCGGGCAUCUUUGGUGCUGCAGCGGCACAGAAGCCGGCGGGCACGGGACUCUUUGGCGCGACGGCGACGCAGCAGCCUGCUCAGGCGGGCACGGGACUAUUUGGAAAUGCACAGCAAGGGGGAGCUACAUCAAAUACUACCUUUGGCCAGCCACAGGCAAACUCGUCUGCUGGAAUCUUUGGCCAAAGUCAACAGCCGACGCAAGCAGCCAACCAGGUCCCGGCAGUCCAGAUCAACUAUGAUACCUUGCGCCCGCGGUCCCGAUUCGACGACCUGGCCCAACCGAUUCAAGAUGAAGUGGCCCUCAUAGACAAGGGCAUCCAGCGCGUCAUCAAGAUGCGGGACGCGAUUGGCGAGUUUAUGCCCCAGCACGAAAAGGACCUUCAGCAGCUCGGCAACGACGUCAAGUUUGUCGAGUCCAAAUUCCGCACGUUGCAAGAAGCCCUCAACCGCGACAUACAGACCGUCAAGAGCCUGCAAGACGUGACCAAGAAGAACAUUGGCGACGCGCAGCUAUCAUUCAAAGCCGCGGACAAUCUCAAGCUCCCUAGCCACUACCAUCAAACCGGCCUCUUUGCCGGCUCCGCCCCGUCGACCGGCUCAAACGACACGGACGCGUCUUCGGCGCACGCCAACGCCCAGGACCUCAUCACAUACUUUAACCGCAUCUGCGACGACGUGGAGCGGUACAAGAAGCGGCUAGACGAGUACCGCGGCGAGAUUGAGCGCGACAUGCCGGGCGUCGAGAAUGGGCUGUACGAGCAGAUUCGCAGCUUCCGAGACCGCAACGCCGCGCUCUACGGCACCGGCGGCGCCGGCGGUGUCCAGGACCAGCUCAACCAGGUGCUCUCUGCGCUCAGGGAAACGGGAAAUGCCAUUGUCGGCCAGGCCGGUCAGAUUGCGGACACGCGCGAGCGCUUAUCGCGCCUCCAGGCCGGGUUCAUUGAUAACGGUCUCUAUGCGAACAAUUAA
Messenger RNA from Cordyceps militaris CM01, 1551 nucleotides. Its product is annotated as nucleoporin NUP49/NSP49. The record is from RefSeq and is a predicted model, not a curated record. Gene Ontology annotation, cellular component: nuclear pore. Gene Ontology annotation, biological process: nucleocytoplasmic transport. Gene Ontology annotation, molecular function: structural constituent of nuclear pore. NCBI's taxonomy places the organism in Eukaryota, Fungi, Ascomycota, Sordariomycetes, Hypocreales, Cordycipitaceae. The coding region runs from base 1 to 1551 and encodes 516 amino acids. The transcript is spliced from 3 exons.